GAAAAUAAAAAAAGAAACCAUCUGUGCGAUAAACGUGAAGAAAAAUCAAAGAAGUGUGCUAGAAGGUGGUGACACUGAGUGUUUGUGAUUGCGAAAAGGCAUAUUGAGAAAGAAGAACAAGGGUUGUGCGUCGAAGGUUUUCGAGUUACCAUCUUGUGGUAGCGGGGUUGAAGGCCCCCGGCUCUAUGUGUGUAUCUCAAUUUACGAGAAUGCAUCUGACAGUGGUGAAUACCUCCCAGCUAAUGAUUAUAAAUGCGGAUGUGAGAGACUGGUGAAUGGACCCUAACUCACCUCCCUGCAUAUGAGACCCUGUGUGGAGUCUUAUCAGUUGAAUUAACAUUAAACAGAGUGAAGGUGUUUUUCCUCGCUUUUUUGGCUCGCUGCCACCAGUUCGGGGGGAAAAGGUAUCGUAAAGCUGGAAGAGGCAUCCCCUAGUGUAUAGAACAUAGACUAUGUGUGUGCUAGUUUUCUAAAAGGGGGAACACUAAACAACAACCUUGCAUAUACCUAUAAUAUAUGUUGAAUUUCGAGGAGCAUCAGUGGGUUUAAACUUCAUCCAAAAGCUCCUAUUAUAUACAUAUAGGUAUCUAGAUAGAUAUAAAGAGAAUUGUGGAAAGGGGGCGAAUUACAGAGUGAACCCGCCUGAGGACAAGGGUUAGGGAGAAAGUUUAUGCCUUGGACUGAAAGUAAAACUUUCCUUUACGCCCCAGUGCACAUCAUUUUCAUCACCCUGAUCAUUUUGGCCCCUGUAAUGCAAAUAAGGAGCACCAUCCGUGGGGCUCCAUUAUCAAAAUGACGCUCAACUAUCUGCUCUGGAUAAGUAAUUAACAAUCCCUGUGGAAGCACAUCAAAUAGAGAGGACCAACAAGAGUGAUUUUCUGAGAGUGUUGAUCGAAAAGACUGACGAUACGGUUAAUGGAUAGUGUGUCAUCGGAUAGAACGACACUGCGACAAGGAGGGUGAGAUGUGAUAUCACACCAGCCCCCGUAUACAUUCUGCCCGGCUUAUACCCAUCAAAUCAUCCUCAUUCUUCCUCGUCAUCUGUCAGUCUGCGUCCACUCUUUCUCACAUGACCGCACAGAAAUGACUGGAUGAGAGAUAAUACGCUAGUGCGUCAGCGAACAGUGAAUGAAUAGUACCAUGUUUCUAAUUACUCCCAUGCUAGUUUGUAGCGAUUUCCCCAAAAUCUCAUCAAAGCCGUGAAACGUGAAGAUACCAAGUUUGAGUCAAUAGAGUGAGAAUCCUCUCUAAUAAACCCGAAACUCCAUACAUACAAUAUAUAAAGCGAUUGUGUUGAAAAUUUCAAAAGAACAUCACUAAAAUCCUAACCAUCACAGGACACACAAGAGCACUCGCCCCAAAGGGAAAAGCAAAGUGCUGUGCCGUACCCCCCAGUUAGCCAGUUAUACUGUAAGAAAAAGCCAAGUGAGGCGGAAGCCGGAGCGGAAGGAGCGAAGAAAAAAGCAAGUGGAGUUUUAUGGUGACCUCAGUGUAACCGACCGGAGAUGGGUUUAAGAUUAGCAUUAGUUUUGCGGUUGGCCAUCAUCAUUUGUACAGCUUUCGUAUGUUUCCCCAUUGUUUCCACCCAGAUGGACUGGGCCGAUGAUGACGAGGAUCCGGUAUCGACAGCGAGCGUGGAGGCAGUUCUGGGAAAAACCGCCUCACUCCCGUGCGAUAUCGAACCCGAGGCGAGAGAUGAUCGAGUGUACAUGGUGCUGUGGUUCAGAGAAAGUGCCGGAAAACCCCUCUACAGCUACGACGUCCGUGGGAGGCCUUUGACCAAAGCUCUGUACUGGUCGGACACAAAUUCCUUUGGUCCUCGUGCAUAUUUUGUUACAGUCUCAAAUCCAGCGGCCCUCAGCGUGGACAAUAUCCAACUUGACGACGAAGGGGUUUACCGGUGUCGAGUAGAUUUCCAGAAUUCACCUACGAGAAAUCAUCGAAUAAAUUUAACAGUUAUUGUUCCACCGCAUCAGAUUCUUGUAUACGAUGCUUCCGGACGUGAUGUGGCCGGUGCUGUUGGUCCAUUGCUCGAGGGCGACAAUCUCAUUCUCACAUGCGAAGUGCGAGGCGGACGCCCAGAGCCCAGUGUUGCAUGGUACAACGGUGUAAUGCCGCUGUCUACGGGCACGGGAGUUUCCAUGGGACGGCACGUGACGGUGAACCGAUUGGAGAUGAAUCAUGUAACCAGAGAUGCUCUCAACAGUACCUACAAAUGCCAAGCAUCUAAUACAAAACUCGUACCACCCGCCGAACGGAGUGUUCGGUUAGAAAUGCUACUAAAACCACUAACAGUGAACAUAUCGGAUAAGCCAAGACAGUUGGUGUCGGAGACAGAGUACAGCUUAAGGUGUGAUGUCAAUGGUUCCAUUCCUGAUACUGAAAUCAAAUGGAUGCAGAACAAUCGACCAUUCAAGCGGGGAAAAAUAAAUCAGAUUACAAACUCCAGUGUUGCAACGUCUGUGCUCACCUUUCGACCUGCGCCCGAGGACGAUGGCACAAUUCUCAAGUGCGAAGGCUCCAAUCCACGUCUUCCAAAUUCAGCGCUCGAAGAUUCCAUGGUGAUGAAUAUAAUGUAUGCACCGCAAGUGAAUUUAUCUCUGGGAUCAACGCUAAAUCCCGACGACAUCAAGGAAGGAGACGACGUGUACUUUGAAUGCCACAUAAAAGCCAAUCCCAAGGAGCACAGAAUAGCGUGGUCACACGAUGGAAAUCCAGUGGUGCAGAAUGUAACAUGGGGUGUAAUAAUUUCAACACGCUCCCUCGUUCUACAGCAUGUGGCACGAUAUCACGCAGGUCAAUACACAUGUGCUGCAGCCAAUGAUCGUGGAGAGACACAAAGCUCACCUGUCACCCUACGGAUCCACUAUUCACCAGUUUGUUCAGCAUCAAAUACAGGUAUUGUUGGAGCUUCCCUGGAGGAAUCCGUAAAUAUCCCUUGUCGCGUAAGCGCAGAUCCACCAAUUGUGGACUUCGAAUGGACUUUCUCAAGCAGCGGAGAGCGCUUCGAAGUACCUCCUGGUCACUACAUCACAAUGCAGAAUACCCAAUCAAUUGGACACGGUGAUUCAUCGCAUACGGAGAUGGAUGUGCGGAAUUCCAUUGAAACUGUUAGUGAGUUGGUGUAUACGCCGAAGAAUGAAAGGGAUUAUGGCACUCUUGCAUGCUGGGGAAAGAAUUCAAUUGGGAAGCAGACAGAACCAUGCAUUUUUCAAGUUGUUCCUGCAGCUAAGCCAUCACCUCUGAGAAAUUGUACAUUGCGCCCCUAUCUGAUGUCAUCGACACAGCAAAUGAGUGGCUCAAGCAAUUUGUCCACGUUGCAAACUGGUCAGAAUCAUCGUGAAAGCAAUUACAUCAAUACGCAAUAUGUUAGGGAUCGUGAUGAGAGGACACAUCAGCCGGGAAGGGGUAAUCAUAAAAAUUCAACGGGACGAUGGCGCGAUGGUGAGGGUGGUAGGAGGGUAGUUCGGGAAAAAUCCAAAUUAAAUUCAGGCGCGCGAGCAAAUGAUCAGAGAAUAUCGAAGAGGCACGCAGAGGUUACGGAUACAAAGCAUGUACAAGCGGGGGAGGGUACAACGGCAAAUGCUACAGCUGAGGAGGUCAUGAGCUCAGGCGUAACCCCCGCAGUUGGUGUCGGGGAGCCACGGAUGCAGUUCCUCAGAUCUGAGGCACGAAUCCCCAUUGAGUCUGGGGGUGAGCUAACGCCAUCGAUGUCGGCAUUUGAAACUGCGCCCACAGCCAUGGAGUUGGAAUGUGUGGCUGGCUAUGACGGUGGCUUACCGCAAUUUUUCAUUCUCGAAGCUUAUGAUUCCCGGACGAAAAAACUCCGAUUAAAUGUUUCAAGUGCCUUUGUCGACAUACCGCUCUUUAGGAUAGACUUGGCAGAUCUCACCCCAUCGGACUCUGCAUACAUUGAUUCAACCCCCAUGCUCCAUCUUGUCGCAUACAGUGUAAAUCAGAAGGGACGUUCAGAAGCCACCGUACUGGAAGACAUUGCCAUAAAUGAGGCGGAAAAGAGAACAGAUGGCUCCGGGGGGCUGUCUGUGUUGCCUGUGGCGGCCCUGCUGACGGGCGCCCUCUUCACCAUUGGUAUUGGCGUACUGUUGGUGGUUGUGCUGACUGUGCGGAAGCGACGGGAACCAUCGACCGUGUGCGAUGGGAAAGAGAAGCACUUGGGCAUGGAUAACACUGUGACGACACCACUGGAGAUGGGAGUUGGUCAACAGAGAUUUGUUGUGGCUUACACAUUGAAGCAGGGUGUGGAGAAGCAACCGGAUAUCCUCAGUGCACAGAAAGGGGCGUCGGACGGUGGCGUGAGGGAUUCGAGUUUGCUGGGGUCACCGGCUGCCAUUCGUCCCGAGGGGCUCUUCAUGAAGCACAAGGAAGGCAAUCAUCUCAAUUACAUAUCACCAACGUAUUCGUGCCAAGAUUUCGAACAGAAGCCAGCUAAUUCCCAAGGAACAACCCAGAGGGAAGCUCUUGUGAGCUACGCCACCCUGAGGCCCUCAACAUACGGCAGUAGUGGCUCUUCCGGGAUGGACUACACCAUCCAACAACCCCCAAUUUACACAGCCAUAAGCGAUACAGGCGGCGGUGGGGGUAUACAAUACCCCACAAGCGCACAGAAUGGCCUUCUGCCCGUCAAUGGCUCCCCGGGUGGGAGUAUAAAAGUACCAGAGGAGGCCCCAAGACCGGAGUACCUGCACUUUGAGCGCUCCACCCUCGACUACCAGAGGAUCUACAGUGAAACUGAAGAUCCUGAGAAGUUGGUGACAACCACCAGCAAAGCCCUCCAGAGUGCCGGUCAGGAUUUUCGACAUCCCGAAUUCACUUCCAAUGCCACGGAAAUAACUACAAACGUAGGGAAUCACAUGGGAGCGAAAGUGCCGCGUGUCAACUCAUCUUCAUUGCCUAAAAAUCGCAACACGAGAAAUCAUAUCAUCACUGAUACACUUCCCGGACCAGAAAGUUGCGUCUAAAUGACCAACGAGCUACAGAAUGUGAUUUUCUCACUAUAGAGACAUAUCAUGCUGAAAAUGAUUAAAAACCUACAAUUUUAAUUUUAUUUACCCAUUAAUAGCCUUUAAUCUAUCAAAUCGAGAAUAAAAAGAUAAAAGUUUUUUUUUAAAUAACAAAAAAAAAGAAGAAUGCAAAGCAAUUCCGGAUGAGUCAAUACGAUUUUUUCAAUAAUAAUUAAGGAAUUUAUCAAAGCUUUCGACGCUUUGAUAAAAAAAAGCAUUGAAUAAUUAAAAACAAAACAAGCAACACAAAUUAAUAAUGAUCUCAAUGCAAAUUAAUAACUCUUGCCGAGACCUUAACCAGCUCAAACACUCAAAUGAGCUUUUUGAAUAAAUUUUCAUUGUAUAUGUUGUCAGUAUUUUUUAUUCCCACUUUUUUCAAUGAAAAACAAAUUUUUUUUAUUGAGAGAUUAAAAUACUUAAAAUUUAUAUUUAAAAAAUGGAUUUAAAUGAUUUUUAUAAUAAUUUUUUCCUGGAGAGUAUUAAAAUAUUAAAAUUUCCACCAAAUUAAUAUCCAAUAAAUUGGUAGGAAAUUGAAUUGUAAAAUUGGCCAUUUUCGACAUGAUAUGUAUGGUAUAUAACUCGAUUUAUCCAUGAAACUCAUCUCUCCGCAAUAUAGUAUGUAAUCAGGGAGCGUGAGAAUAUCAGCAAAUAAAAAUUAAUAUUAUAAAAUAAAAAAAAUUAUAAUAUUAAAUAAAAAAAAAACAUUGGAUAAACAAUUGGCAAAAAAUGCAAAUUGAGAGUGAAAAAUGCAGUGAGAGAAGCGCAUUCUGUUUAUGCAGAGUGCAAGAGAUUUUAGGAUUAAUAGCUAAGGAAUAAAUUGAAAACCAAAUAAAACGUGUAAAUACUUUGUAAAUACGAUUAUAUUUAGAGAGAAAAUAAUAAAACAGCUAAUAUUAGGCCUAUUCGAGGAACAAUAGAAAGUGGAAAAAUAAGGACAAAAUGACUCAUCUUCUAAAGUGAAAAAGAAAUGGGGAAAAACUCAAUAAAAACACAUCGAAGAACAUUUCAUCCAGAAUUAAGGACAAAAAAACAAAAGAACUCGAAGAAACCUAUAAGGGUGGUGGGGAAUAUAAUAAAAUGUAAUUAAGUACAUGUUUAUAAAGCGUAUGAAAUUUGAUAUAUAAUAAACAAUGUAAAGAAAAAUGAAAAAAAAAAUUACUUGUUGACUGCCAGUUGAAUAGUUUGAGAAGUUCGAGCGAAAUGAAGGGGAGAAGAAGAAAACUCAAUGAAACAAUAAACGAAUAGCGAGUUCUCAUUUCUGAACUGACUAUAAGGAACUUUGAGCGUAAAUAUAGCAAAAAAAUGAUAUUAAGAGGGAUGAAGAUUGUAUUGUAAAAAAAAUCCUGCUUUCCAGCUCCAUGUGAUAGCAAACAAUCUAAAAUGAUGCGUAAAUAGACGUGUUUUGUCAUA
Messenger RNA from Lutzomyia longipalpis, 6431 nucleotides. RefSeq lists its product as uncharacterized. The record is from RefSeq and is a predicted model, not a curated record. Lineage: Eukaryota; Metazoa; Arthropoda; Insecta; Diptera; Psychodidae. The transcript has 19 exons. The coding region runs from base 1506 to 4979 and encodes 1157 amino acids.